AUGAGCACCCACUUCAACGACCAGGAGGAUUCGGAAGUUAUGCCCGGUGGCCCUCCUAAUACGGGUAAUGGACCAGUAAUCGUUCCAUUCACUCAAGAAGGACUAGCGAAGGACAUAACUCCAGGUGCUGAGAAGCCAUUGUGGCCACUGUCGAGCUUCGGUUCUGCGAAGUCCGAACCAACUCUUAUUGCAGGUCUCGAUGAGUCGCCAGAAGAGCUGCGUUGGAAGGCUGUCCAAGCGUUGAAGUCAGGAAACAUCGCUGAUUAUCAAAAAUACGAGUCAGAGAAGAUCCAGGAAGCAGACCAAACAUACGCCAAAGCAUUGUCUGAGAUAUCUCAGGUAUUCAACCACGCGUACAAAUCAGCAAUUGCAAAACAAAGGGGCAUUCCGAACCCUGCUGGAACCGUGUACAAUUCUCCGUCGAAUACUGCUAGUCCUGCUUUCGGCAAAUCAACGACAUCUGCGUUCGGUGGUGGGUCAGCUUUUGGAGGUGGACCAUCUGGAGCAACGUCGGCAUUUGGUGCUUCAACUUCUGCUCCCACAUCGGCCUUUGGCUCAUCGACUUCGGCAUCUGCAUUUGGGAAGCCUUCUUUUGGCCAAUCUGCAUUCGGCCAGCCAGCAUUCGGUCAAUCCACGUUCGGCCAACCGUCAAAACCUGUCUCUGCGUUCGGUCAGCCUUCACAAACGACUUCGGCUUUUGGACAACCAGCCCCGACUACUUCGGCAUUCGGACAACCUGCACAAGCUUCAACGUCGGGAUUCGGUCAGACUUCACAACCGCAAUCGUCCUUUAUAAAGCCUGCAACUGGCUUCGGAAGCAGUGCUGGUGGUGGAUUCUCUGCAUUCGCUGGCGGUGGAACUUCUGCCUUCGGUGCUGGCCCGCAACAAACUCAAGUUCCUGCUUUUGGUCAAUCAGCGUUUGGUGGCGCGGGUAACAAUGCUGCUGCAGUACCAACAACAUCUGCUUUCGGAACUCCUAGUGCACCGUCAGCUUUCGGUGCCCCUGCGAGUUCGACCCAACCAACGUCUGCAUUCGGACUUCCUGCGAAACCAGUCUCCGCCUUCGGACAACCGUCACAAACGGCAAGCGCUUUCGCACAACCUUCACAGCCUGUCUCAGCAUUUGGAAAGGCGGCUCAAGCUCCUGCGUUUGGACAGACCUCCGCAUCCGGACAAACUGCUCAACCGUCUGCAUUCGAUCAGACGUCCCAACCAUCAGCCUUUGGGCAGACGUCUUCAUCUGCUUUUGGUCAGUCUUCACAGCCCGUAUCUGCAUUCGGCGGGGCUGGAGCUGGAGCAAGUGGUGGUUUUGCUGCGGCUGGUUUACCACCAAAACCGAAAGUCGGUCCUCCGGAUUUCGCUGCAGCGCUUGCUGCAAUAAAGGCUGAGCCUGGAAAGGACAAACAUGAUGGGCUAUUGCCACGAGAUUACGCAGAUAAGUUACCCACAUCUGUGAAGGAAGCGUUUGCUGCUCCGCGGUUUGAGUGGGGUAAGAUACCUGAGUGGGUUCCACCUGUCGAUUUCCGUUAG
Messenger RNA from Fomitiporia mediterranea MF3/22, 1530 nucleotides. RefSeq lists its product as uncharacterized. The coding region runs from base 1 to 1530 and encodes 509 amino acids. The record is from RefSeq and is a predicted model, not a curated record. The transcript is spliced from 4 exons. NCBI's taxonomy places the organism in Eukaryota, Fungi, Basidiomycota, Agaricomycetes, Hymenochaetales, Hymenochaetaceae.